AGAUCUAUAUGACUGCACUCCCUACGUCUAUGUGUACGCCCAUAACAUUUAAAAAUUAUUAAUUGAAGAAUAGUUACUAACAUUCAUUUUCUUUGCAUAUAAAAAAAAUCUAUAGCCUAUAGCCAAUUAACCAUGUAAACCUAUUUUUAAAAAGAAAAAAAAAAGAAAAUAUAAUGGAUCUCACAUUAAAAAAUAUUAAUCCACCCCCAUAAAAUUUCCUGGGUCCACCCUUGUGUCCCAUAAUGUUUUUCCUGGUUUCCCCCCCAAAAAAAAAAACAGCCUUCUUAGAAAAAAGUGCAAUUAUAACUCAAAUGUACACUUCACUUAUUUAUUUUAAAUCUUAAAAAGAAAAUAUAUUCUGUCAUUUGAAAACGCUUUUACACUGCCAAGCAAUCCCAAAGGCACUCCAACAACACCAGCGCAGGAGUAGAUUACCAGCUUCCCUUUGGUCACUUAUUAACCGACUUAUAAUUACCUGCAAUCCCUCAAAUAAUUAGCUAAAAACCACCAAAUAAUUAGCUAAAAUCACGCGAAUAAAUUUUUUUAAGAAGAAAGAAACCCAGACCCACUUGAAUUCAAAAAGGCAAUCAAUUAUAGAAGCUGACACAAACCAGGGAGUUCUACAAACUAAAAUAAAUGUAAAAAAAAAAAAACAAAGCAAAACACUGGCAAGUUCACGUUCACAGAACCACAACCAUACCAUACUGACUGAGAGAGACAGACGUAUCUCUCUCUCUCUCCCCCUCUCUCCCCAUAUAUAUUGGUUGUGUAGACGAUAAACGUACAGCAAUAUCUUCUCUCGCUCUGUUUUCCUUUGCCUCUGUUUCUCGUUGUUUCUGGUGCUUUUCUGAAAAAGCCGGAGUCUUUUUCAAAUUUUCUGCCUACCAUAGUACCACUCUCGGGUUUCAACAGAUUCUUGAAUCCCAGAAAAAAUCAAAUCUCCUUUUCGAUUCGCGGGAAACAAAAGCAAGAAUCCAAAGAACAAAAAAGAAGGUAAUUGGCAGAGGAAGAUUUGAAGAAGAAGAUGAAUAACUCAGUCUCGGAUCGCAGUUUUUACAUUGAGAGUGAAGAUGAAGAAGAUGAGGAAAAGGAAUUCAACAAAAGCAUAGAAGAUGGAGGAAACGACUCUGAUUCUUCUGAAUCUUAUACUGAAAAUCAGCAGCAGAAUAUUCCCAGUUCUUACAACACCCAAUGGCCUCAAAGUUACAGGCAAUCCAUUGAUCUGUAUAGUAGUGUACCAUCCCCUAGUAUUGGGUUUCUGGGCACUCCUUCAUUGUCAAGAUUAGGAAGUUCAUUUCUUUCCUCAUCACUGACAAGAAGGCACACUCCCGAAACAUUACCUUUCUUGACGAAACCCUCGGUACCAAUAGUUGCGGAUGAGCAGCAACAACAGCAACAGAGACGUAGUUCUCAUUCUCUCCUUCCUCCUAUUCAUUCAAGGAGGUCUUCUAUUAGAAAAGAUGAUAAACCAUCCAGGGUUUCUCAUGAACAUCAUCCUAUUUCUCGCCACAGCUCAUUCACACAAGCUGUGAUUAAUGGAAUCAAUGUUCUUUGUGGGGUUGGAAUCCUUUCCACACCAUAUGCAAUCAAAGAAGGAGGAUGGCUUGGGCUCUCGAUUUUGCUUAUAUUUGCAGUGCUUUCCUUCUACACUGGUUUGCUCCUGCGUCGCUGCUUGGAUAGUCAGCCUGGCCUUGAAACUUACCCGGACAUUGGCCAAGCUGCAUUUGGUACGGGAGGACGAAUCGCCAUCUCGAUAAUACUGUACGUGGAAUUAUAUGCUUGCUGCAUAGAAUAUAUAAUUUUGGAGAGUGAUAACUUGUCUUCACUAUUUCCAAAUGCGCACCUAAGUUUGGGCGGAUACAUGCUAGAUUCUCGCAUUUUAUUUGCGAUUUUGACCACCCUUGCUGUUCUUCCUACUGUAUGGCUUCGAGACCUCAGUGUUCUUAGCUACAUCUCAGCUGGUGGAGUUAUUGCAUCGAUCGUGGUGGUCCUUUGCUUGUUUUGGGUUGGUCUAGUUGAUGGAGUUGGCUUUGAGAACAAAGGAACACCACUGAACCUUUCAACUCUCCCUGUUGCAAUGGGUCUCUAUGGCUACUGCUACUCAGGACAUGCUGUUUUCCCAAAUAUUUAUACUUCAUUGGCAAAACCAAACCAAUACCCUGCAAUCCUCUUAACAUGUUUUGUGAUUUGCACUAUUUUGUAUGGUGGAGUUGCUGUCAUGGGGUACACAAUGUUUGGGGAAUCAACAGCGUCACAGUUCACUCUCAACAUGCCUCACGAUUUGGUUGCCUCCAAGAUUGCUCUGUGGACGACGGUAGUCAACCCAUUUACCAAGUAUGCAUUAACUAUAUCUCCCGUCGCAAUGAGUCUGGAGGAGCUGGUUCCAUCAAACAAGUCCCAUAUAUACGCGAUCUUAAUUAGAACGGCACUGGUUGUCUCUACCCUGGUAGUUGGUCUCUGCAUCCCCUUCUUUGGUCUGGUGAUGUCGUUCAUCGGAUCUUUAUUCACAAUGCUUGUAACCUUGAUACUUCCUUGUGCUUGUUAUCUGAGUAUCCUGAGAGGGCGAGUAACUCGGCUUCAGGCAACACUUUGUAUUAUAAUCAUUAUAGUAGGUGUUGUAUCGUCUUCCUUUGGAACGUAUUCGGCGGUUUCGAAGAUUGUUCAGAGCUUGAUUCACUGAAGUUUUUGGGACAUUUUCUUGGAACAGUGAGAGAGAACAUGAUUAUUAAUGUAUUGUGGAUCCUUAGAGAGUAUAUAUACUCUCUUGGUGUUCAUUUCCAGUUUUGAGCCAUCUUUGAAUUUGUUGUAUCAUGCAAUAAAUCCUGUCUUGUUUCCAUUAUUAUUUGCAGUAAUAUUACAUUUUUUUUAUAAUAAAAAAUAUUACUAACUAGAUGCUUCCAUA
Prunus persica (peach) is the source of this 2902-nucleotide messenger RNA. RefSeq names its product vacuolar amino acid transporter 1. The transcript is spliced from 13 exons. The record is from RefSeq and is a predicted model, not a curated record. NCBI's taxonomy places the organism in Eukaryota, Viridiplantae, Streptophyta, Magnoliopsida, Rosales, Rosaceae. Bases 1025 to 2680 code for a protein of 551 amino acids. Gene Ontology annotation, cellular component: plasma membrane.